UUUGUUACUUUUGUCAAAGUGAAAUCUAGUUUUGCGCUGUUUAUUUAUUGAGUGAAAACUACAUAAAUAUUUUGCAAAUUUAUUUGCUAAUAAGUAUUAAAAACAUAACGUAAUAGAAUUAAAAUCAUCCAAGGAGAACACUACGAAACAAACGACUGACGACUUUUCUAAAGUCAGACGCGUGUGUAGAAAAAGGCGUUUUCCCCUUUGAAAUAGAAAAUAAAUUCAAUAGAAAUAAAGAACAAUAUAAUAAAAAAAAAAAUUAUAAUAAAUCGUAAAAAUAAAUACGCAAUAAAAAUAACAAAAAUUUAUGUUUUUUUUUGUUGUAUUUGUGUCUUGUUUGUGCUAAGUUAAAGAAAAUUGUUUAAACAAAUACAUAAAAUAAUAAUAAAGCUGAAAAAAUAACUAACAAAUAAAAUUAAGAAGAAUAAGCAUAAAUUUCUUUGUACGUUGCAUAAAUAAAUAAAUGCAUCGUCGUCGCAAUGUCCACAACAACCGAAGUGACGCAGAAGGAUUUGCACGAUUUGUUAGAAAUUUUCGAAAGAAAAGCAUUCGAUGCUGGCUCAUGUGAGGAAGGGACUUUGGAAGAAGAAAUAACAAAAAAAUGCGAAUACCUAUUUAAACAAGACUAUACACUCAUCGAACUCGAUAAUACCAAUGGGGUCUUAAGUCCACGAUAUCCGGGUCGUAUUUUUAUACCCGAAUACGAACACGGCCAUAUGGCAUCCACCAUAACGGCCAACAAUACAAGUAUAUUUAAUCCAACGACAACAAAUACAACGCCACAAAAUAGCACCAUCGUCAAUGGUUUCCAUCACAAUGCAACAGGUUCCAAUGGUUCUAGUAGUACAACAUCAAACACUAACAGCGGUAUACAUGCCUUUGUAACAUUUGCCAAUUCGUCAAUGCACCCAAAUCAACAGCAACCGCCACAACCACCCCAAUAUCCAAGUUCUCAAACCUUUUUACAAUAUCAACAGCAAUUGCUACAGCAAACAUCGCCUGCAACUGUUGCGGCCACAAAUGUCUUGACCAAUACCGCCACCAGCACUAUUUACGAAGAUCUAUAUGAUGUUAAUAAAAUACGAGAACUGAUUACUAUGGCAAAAUAUGCGCGAUGCCGUCAACGUUUUUCCGUUCCAGUCAUUAUGUAUCGUGGCAAAUAUAUUUGUCGUUCGGCUACAAUAUCUGUUAAUGCCGAAACGUAUGGUCGCAAAGUUGUUGAUUAUGCGUAUGACUGUCUGAAUGGUACGAACUAUAGUGAGCGGGGGAAUCAUAUUGUUGACGAUGAAAAUAAUGAUAAUAAUGAAGAUUCGUUAAUGAAUCAUGCCUUAAAUGAGCCAUCACCGUUUUCGUACGAAGAGGUAAUCAAAAGUGAUAUACAACUGCUGAAUGCCUUGAAUGUCAGCACAAUCAUUGAUCUUAUGGUGGAGAAGAGAAAAAUUAAAUAUUUUAUGGCUGUUUCCUCAUCCGAAAAGGCUGACCCGGAAAAUCACUAUGAAAACUUUAAUCUACUGUCACUGCCCUAUCCGGGUUGUGAAUUUUUUAAGAAAUUUCGUGACAAUAAUUAUAUGGCCAAGAACUUAUUCUAUAAUUGGAAACUAUCGUUUAAUGACGCUAAUAUAUCUGUACCCAAAUUGGGUCCCACAACCGAUUUAAAUAUCAAUUGGAACGAGUAUAAAAAUUGGGAUUUGGUUCUAAUAACACAAAAUUACCUAAAAACCUGCCUAAAGUAUAUACAAGAAGAGAAGUCCGGCCUACUGAUACACUGCAUUAGCGGUUGGGAUCGUACACCAUUGUUUAUAUCACUGGUGCGCCUAUCACUGUGGGCCGAUGGUCUCAUCCAUCAAUCGCUGAAUGCGUUUCAAAUGGCAUAUUUUACAUUGGCCUACGAUUGGUAUUUAUUUGGACAUCAGUUGCCGGAUCGUUUGAAAAGAGGAGAAGACAUAAUGUUUUUCUGUUUUCAUGUGCUUAAAUACAUAACCGAUGAAGAAUUUAGUAUUGUAGAACAUAGGAAACGUACUAAAACAUCUAGUAGUAGUGGAAGUAGUGUUAUUAUUAUUAAGUCUGAUUGCGGUGAUGAGGAACCACUUAAAGAAGACUUUAUUUUAAGUUACGAUCAAGACAGCAACGAUAGUUUUUCCAAUAGUUCCAACUGUGAUAUGUCCAUAACGGAUAAUUUCUAUGCAACCGCAACUGCAACCGCAAACGCAGCGACAACAGUAACAGCACAAGCUUCUUGCAAUAAUAUUGUGGGUGUUAAUUCUUUAACAAAUCGUUCGCCCAAUCCAAAAAGAUCAAAAACUAGUCCCAUUACAGUGCCAGGUGCUAGUGCCACACGUCAAAGGCAAGAAUCGACAUCAUCGAACGGUAGCUGGCAAGUGGUUACCGAUACCGGUUCCAUAGACUCCAUGAUGAAUGGCAGUUAUAUGAUGCGUUUUAUAUCACAACAGCAGCAAGAUGCCAAUUCUCUAACAUCCAACAACAGUGGAAAUGGUCUAGGCAAUGGCAGUAGUACUAGUGUUAACAAUGGCAGUGGUAAUAAUUCCUCAAAUACUCCCAGUAACGGUUCAAAUGCUAGUGGAGGCAGUAUAAAUAAUGGUGCCCUUAACUAUGUAACAAAUAGUAUAAAUGGAAAAGAUAUUUUGCCUUCAAACAAAACCACAUUAUUACGUAAACAACGUUUAAAUGCUGUACGCGCCAUAUUUAUACAAGCCUAUGGAAAAACAGUGGGCCUUAAAUUUAAAGAAGGUUCAGCCAUGAAUUUAGCCACAUUUGUAGGUACUCUAGCCGAUCAAUUGUUUUAAUUGUAACUUUAUUUAAAGUUUUUGAGUAUUUAUUUGUUGUACCUCCCUAAUUAACUACCGUUCCUGCAAAAAUACAUACAAUUAAUUAUUUUCUUUCUGUAUUGUUUGUGUUUAGGUUUAUUUUUUAUUUUAAUUUUUUUUGCUAUUGGUUUUAUUAAUGUUAUACACUACACAUAUUUAUGUUUAUUUAUAAUAUUGUAUGAUAAAAAAAAUAGUUCGAAAGAGAGAGAGCGAGAGUGAGAUAGAGAAACAAACUAUUUAAAUAUAUAAGAAAAACAACGUUUAUUAAAAUCUAAAAUUGUAUUAAAAUAAGAAAAACCAUAACAUAAAUCAUAUUAACAACUAAAAUAACAAAUAGGCGAAAGAAAAUAAAACAAUUGAAAUUCUAUACACUCUUUUUUUUAAGUAAAUCUAAUAAAUUUUUUUAAUAUUUAUUAAAGGCCUGAAUUUGUAAAACGAAACCUAAAACAAUUUUAUCAAAGAUACUGGCAAUUUUUUAAUUUUUUUCAUAAAUAUUUUUUUGAACGUUUUGAGUUUCAUUUUAAAAAAUAAGGCCUUAAAAUUUUACAAAAAUAAAUUCGUUUUUAUACACAAUUUUGAAAAAAAA
Molecule: messenger RNA, 3414 nt
Organism: Calliphora vicina (urban bluebottle blowfly)
Lineage: Eukaryota; Metazoa; Arthropoda; Insecta; Diptera; Calliphoridae
Gene: EDTP
Product: Egg-derived tyrosine phosphatase
Exons: 7
Coding region: 483-2807 (774 amino acids)
Biological process (GO): dephosphorylation
Molecular function (GO): phosphatidylinositol-3-phosphate phosphatase activity
Source: RefSeq, a predicted model, not a curated record